ACAAAAUGGUGUCGAACGAGUUCAUGUUUACAAUAUGUUAUAUAGUUGUUUCUUUGUGCUUUAUUGCGCCACCAAAAGAGUUUGUAAGCGCAGGAUUAACAGUACAGAAUAUGUUAUCAAGCUAUCUUGGAAGUGAGGAGAUAGACUUUACUGGAUUUCACUUACGAAGGACAACCGCUACCGUUGUUCUUCAUUCACUUUUGCCCCUUGGUUAUUACGUUGGACUUGGAUUGGUCUCCUUUUAUAAUGAAUAUGACAACAAAAACUUGUACAUGUUAGAACCUGGUAAAGCAACCCUUGCUGUGAACUGCUUUCUGUUGCUGUGUAUUGGCAUCGCUAUCAGUGGAUUUGUUAUAGCGAGAUAUUGGUCAUGGAACAAAUGGGCAAACCACCCCUUUGCCAAAGUUCUUGCCAAACAUGGUGAACCUUGGAGAGCAGCUGCUUCAUCAAUAAACAUUGAAUUCAGGAGAGUCAGUAAAUUCUGCUCAAUUAUCGGUGGAACAAGCCUUUACAUUACAGACUCUUGGAUUGUUAAGUGUACUACUUAUAAAGUGCAUGUUGCUCACAAACCAGAUGUGCACUUGUCUAUCAUUGCUACAGAAGACCAUGCUAUUUCACAUGAAAGCAAUAUGGCUGUCCAGUUUUUAAACAUUCAAGUAGCCAGCAUUAAUCCAGCAGUUAAGCCUUUCAUCAUAAGAUUAAUUUCCAGUGAUUAUGGGGAGUUGAGGGAGAAGAUACAAGCACCAAUAAGGAAUGCUCGAAACAUCAUCAUACACCAGUCAUUAACUGAUCGCUUCCUUGAAGCUUUUAGAUAUCAAGUGCAGCAAAAUGAAAGAUAUCUAAUCAGAGAUAAUGAGGAACCAGAGCCUUGUAUUGGAUGCAUGCAACAACAAGCUAACAUCAAGCUACAAAAACUUUGUGCUAAUGCAGAGGAGGGGGACUGUGUGUCAUGCUUCUGUCGACCUAUGUGGUGUUUAGAAUGCAUGGGAAAAUGGUUUGCUAGUCGGCAGGACCAGACCAGACCUGAUACCUGGAUGUCAUGUCGAUCUCCGUGCCCAACUUGCAGAUCUCCAUUCUGCAUGCUUGAUGUUUGUUUGAUUUCAAAACAUUAAAAGUACUGAAUAACAGAGAAAUUUAUUAACUUCACUCAGGGAAAAGGGAACAUUAAACAACAUUUAAUAUUAUAUUAUAUUUGAAAAUCUAUUUUGAAGUGAUAAAUUACAGGUCCUGUUUA
Molecule: messenger RNA, 1234 nt
Organism: Actinia tenebrosa (Australian red waratah sea anemone)
Lineage: Eukaryota; Metazoa; Cnidaria; Anthozoa; Actiniaria; Actiniidae
Product: E3 ubiquitin-protein ligase TM129
Biological process (GO): protein ubiquitination
Cellular component (GO): endoplasmic reticulum; membrane
Molecular function (GO): ubiquitin protein ligase activity
Source: RefSeq, a predicted model, not a curated record